UUCAUUUCACAUCUCAGUUACGGGUAGGAUUUGUUUUGGUGUUACACACUGUAUAUGGUUGACAAAGCACGGACGUGUUAGCUUGUAAUGUGUAAUUGUCUCUUUUCUCCUAUUUGUAUGGCGUUUUGGCUGCCAUUUUGAUGUGAUGCGAUGUCGGAUAAACGCCAGCGUGCCAGAGUCCAGGGCUCCUGGGCCAAACAACUUCCAAAACGCUCAGGACAAGCAGAUGCUGUCCAAAACAACCAACCCAAAACUGUCAAUCCAGCCCCCGUUGCUUGGGGAUUUGGACAACAGAAAACAGCAACAACAACAACAACAUUUGAGUUUCACCAGCCCAUUAAGCCAGUUAGAGAUGUUCCUUCCGAGAAGGUGAUUGAAGAGGCAGGUGAUUAUGAGAUCAGUCAUGGACCAUCAGGAGUGUCCAGACUGCAGCUGCUUCCUGGGUUUCUUCCCCCUGAAGAGUCUGACUGGAUGUUCAGUAAGCUGUUAGCAGAGCUCCCCUGGUCUCAGAAGACCAACUACCGACAGGGUGAGGCAUACGAGGAGCCCAGGCUGACUUGCUGGUUUGGAGAGUUGCCCUACACGUAUUCUCACUCCACCAUGGCUGCUAACACACAGUGGCAUCCUUUGCUGUUAACCAUCCGCGAUGCAGUGGAGCAGGUGAGCGGAUGCAGCUUCAACUCACUACUGUGCAACCUGUAUCGGGAUGGCCACGACAGCAUCGGCUGGCACAGCGACGAUGAGGCCUCCUUGGGUGCCAAACCCACCAUUGCCUCUGUUAGUUUGGGUGACACCAGAGUGUUCAACCUUCGCAAGCAGCCUCCCCCGGAGGAAAACGGUGACUACACUUAUGUGGAGCGGAUUCGGGUUCCCCUGAGUCACGGGACACUUCUGCUGAUGUCAGGAGCCACACAAGAUGACUGGCAGCACCGAGUGGCCAAAGAAUACCAUGACCGAGGCCCACGCAUCAACUUGACCUUCAGAACAACCUACCCCGAACCGGAGGGCCACAGGGCGGGAACCAAGCUGCGAUUCACAGCCAAGCGGCCAUAGUCUCCCCUCAGAGUCAGGUACUCGCAGUAAGGCUGAGGAAACUGCUGGUUCUGGUGCUGGUUCUGCAUUCCAGACACGAAUGAUGGGGAGAGUUUGCCAAACAAAGCUCGGCACUCGUCUUCUUCUUGGUGAACUUGCGAGCGGUUUCAUCUGUCUGAAAGAGGUGUUCACUGAGUUACAGGCCACAGCUUCCUCCAGCCUAAACAGGGCGAUCUGAAGCUGUGCCUCAAUUCACCUGCUGCAAACAAACUUUAAUAGAUCUGCCAGUGGCGAUUAUCAGAUAUCAGUGUUUUCAGGGAAGCUAAGCAGAAGAGUGGGUUAUAAUGAAGUCUUUAAAGCUUAGUUAAUGCAGGGUCUACCUAUUAGUUUGACUGUUUUCAUUUAUUCAGCUCUGAUAGUUGUUUGUUUCAGAAGGGUUUGAUAAUAUUUUUGGUUAGUAUUCUUGGAGAGUGCAACCAGCAUUGAAAUGUCACUGAGCAAGACACUGCUCUGACUGCCAACACUAAACAUGUGAUUAGUAAUGGGACGCUCCCUGUUGGUAACAUCGGAACAGGACAGAAGCAGGUUGCAUGUCCAUGUUUUUGUAUCUGCCGAUGUGAGUCACUUAGACUGAAGUUUUUGUUUCUUUGUUUUUGUUUUUCUUUUCCCAACUUUCAUUAUGCCCCACAUGACAUGUGAUGAAAAGAGUCUUUAUGUCUUUAUUAGUCUUUAUUAAGUGUCCGUAGAGCUCGCUGGACAGCCAGUCACUGACAAUGUGACUUUUGGUGAAAUGCCCUAAAAUGUAAAUGAUUUCCUGCCUCAUUAAUCUUGGGGAACGUUUUGGAGAAAACAUGGACGCAAUUAAAAGGGGAGGAACAAGUAAAGUGGCCACUUAGGCCGAUUACACUCCAUCAGGACUGGAAUUAGUUAAUUGUCCUGCUGAACCGGAUUGGUCUGACGAGUUCCUCAAAGAAGUAGUUCAUGUUUUUUUUUAAAACCUCUGAUAUGGACCGGAAUAGUCCUGCAAACACAUGUUUAGAGGUGGUAUCUUCAUAGUUUAGUUUUUUGGGUUGUUUUGUUAAAAUGACCCACAUGCCAAAUGUAAUUUGCAAGUUGUUUGUUGAUUUUGUGAUUUGUCUUCCUUAUAGGCAGAUUUGAAGCAGCUUUUGUGAUUGUUUUAUUUAAGAUAACUGAAGGGACAUUUAGUAAAUAUUGAGUGGUAAAUGAAAUCACGAGAAACCAGUCAGUCGUUUAUGUUGUCAUCAGUGUCAGAGCUGCUCUUUCCCAUAUGCAAAACUUAUUCUUUGAUACAUGAAUAAAUGGAGAAAAUGAGAGAUUGUUUAGAGAAAAUGUCCCAUUUUUUAGACAUAGGAUCUGUUACAUUUCUGUGUUCAUCUUUUUGUUGAAAUUAUAUAUAACUUGGUGAAUGCGUCUAAAAUUUACAAAAGACAUCACACAGUACAAACUAAAUCAGAUGCUGUGAAUGACAUCAAGCAGACACAAACCAAAUCAAAUUCACAUGGCUAAGGUUACUGCAGGGACUUGUUUACGACGGAAAAAUCCCACAGAAAUAAUGUUUUAACAGCCUGAAGCAAACACGCUAAAUUAAAGAAAGUGAAGGGAGGCAUUGAGAAUCUAUGAUUUUGUGAUUCAUGCAGUUUUACAAUAAUGGUUGUUUGUUUUUUUAAUGAUUUCUAUUCCAUCGUGACAUUAACUUCUGAAAUUGCCCAAAUACCUCAGGGGGUGGGAUGCACACUACUUCAACUGCCCACAUGAUGGUCUUGAUUGCUGUUGUUCUGAAAUAAACAGUUACUCCUAUUAA
This is a messenger RNA of Scatophagus argus, 2854 nucleotides long. RefSeq names its product alkB homolog 3, alpha-ketoglutarate dependent dioxygenase (gene alkbh3). The coding region runs from base 151 to 1053 and encodes 300 amino acids. Gene Ontology annotation, molecular function: dioxygenase activity. Gene Ontology annotation, cellular component: nucleus. The transcript has 10 exons. The record is from RefSeq and is a predicted model, not a curated record. Gene Ontology annotation, biological process: DNA repair; DNA alkylation repair. NCBI's taxonomy places the organism in Eukaryota, Metazoa, Chordata, Actinopteri, Scatophagidae.